AGGGGCCCCGAGCGGAAGUGACGCGAGGCUGCACGGCCCGCACGGCUUCCUUUUCUCGCCAUCGCUCACGCUGAGGGGCUCGUGCGGAGCUGGCCGGGCGGGAGCAAGAGGCGGACGAUGCCCAGCAAGGUUCUGUGGGGAGAUCUGAUGGAGGAGGCGGCGCCCCUGGACGGGCCUGAGAGCCCGCGGAGGGAGAGCGGCCGGCACAAGAGUGAUAAAAGAAAAUUGAACCACCGAGAUGAUUUAAAAAAAAAAUUGGAAACAUCAGAUAAUGAUGAUUUAGAUGAACUUAGCCCUCCCAAAUCCAAAAAAUCAAAAAGGAAAGAGAAGCUAAAUGGAGACACAAAAGAAGGCCUAGAUAGGUUUCCAAGUGAAUUUUCAGGUUCACCCAAAUCUGACAGAGCAAAAAAGAAAGCCCUCUCAAAUACUCAAGAAAAUGGAAAGACUUCGAAGAGCAGAUCAUCUCUUAGUAACUCCAGCCAGACAACAAAAUACAGUAAGCCGGAAGAGGACCUAACACCGGAGCAGAAAGAAGGCGCCUUCUCCCGAUUCCCUAUUUCUGAAGAAACUGUAAAACUUCUUAAAGCUCGUGGGGUAACUUAUUUGUUUCCCAUCCAAGUGAAGACUUUUAGUCCUGUAUACGAAGGGAAAGAUUUAAUUGCUCAGGCACGGACAGGAACAGGGAAGACAUUUUCCUUUGCUAUCCCUUUGAUUGAGAAACUCCAAAGAGAUCAGGAAGAAAUGAAAAAAAACCGAUCUCCAAAGGUACUUGUUCUGGCUCCAACAAGGGAACUGGCAAACCAAGUAGCCAAAGACUUCCAAGAUAUAACUCGGAAACUUAGUGUGGCAUGUUUUUAUGGUGGAACACCCUAUCAGGGCCAAAUUAAUCACAUUAGAAGAGGUAUUGACAUCUUAGUUGGGACCCCUGGUCGUAUCAAAGACCACCUGCAGAGUGGCCGUUUGGAUCUCUCUAAAUUGCGUCAUGUUGUGCUUGAUGAAGUGGACCAAAUGUUAGAUAUGGGUUUUGCUGACCAAGUGGAGGACAUUAUCCAUGGAUCUUAUAAAACAGGUUCCGAAGACAAUCCUCAGACUCUCCUGUUUUCUGCAACUUGCCCACAAUGGGUGUAUAAAGUUGCCAAAAAAUACAUGAAAACCAAAUAUGAAGAGAUUGAUCUCGUGGGGAAAAUGACUCAAAAGACUGCAACCACCGUGGAACAUUUGGCCAUCCAGUGCCACUGGUCUCAGAGGGCAGCAGUCAUUGGUGAUGUCAUUCAGGUCUACAGUGGAAAUGACGGGAGAGCCAUCAUCUUCUGUGAGACGAAGAAAAACGUGGCUGAGAUGGCCUUGAAUCCUCAUAUAAAACAGAAUGCACAGUGCUUGCAUGGUGAUAUUGCACAGUCACAGAGAGAAAUUACCUUGAAAGGCUUCAGGGAAGGCAAUUUCAAAGUUUUGGUGGCAACUAAUGUGGCUGCGCGUGGUUUGGAUAUUCCUGAGGUUGAUCUCGUGAUUCAAAGUUCACCUCCACAGGAUGUUGAAUCCUAUAUCCAUCGUUCUGGACGCACAGGGAGAGCUGGACGAACAGGGAUUUGCAUAUGUUUUUAUCAACCAAAUGAAAGAGGCCAGCUGAAAUACGUGGAAGGAAAAGCAGGAAUCACUUUUAAACGUGUAGGUGUUCCAACUACAAUGGACUUAGUUAAAUCUCGGAGUAUGGAUGCCAUCAGGUCCCUGGCUUCAGUUUCUUUUGUUGCUGUUGAAUUUUUCCGGCCAUCAGCUCAGAGACUGAUAGAGGAGAAGGGGGCAGUGGAUGCAUUGGCAGCAGCGUUAGCGCACAUCUCAGGUGCCUCUUCUUUCGAACCUCGAUCCUUGAUCAACUCUGAUAAGGGAUUUGUGACUAUGACUCUCCAAAGUCCAGAAGAGUUACAAGAUAUCAGCACUGCUCGGAAGGAACUCAGCAGGAAGCUAAGUAGUGACACCAUGUCCCGAAUUGUCCGGAUGUGCCUCCUAAAAGGGAAAAUGGGUGUAUGCUUUGAUAUUCCAACAAGUGAGUCAGAACUAAUGCAGGCAGAGUGGAAUGAUUCAGAUUGGAUAUUGUCAGUGCCAGAUGCAUUACCAGAAUUAGAAGAAUAUUAUGAUGGAAGGAGAUCCUCCAAUACAAGACAGAGAGGCGGACGGUCAGGUGGUCGUUUUGGAGGAGGACGAGCAGGUGGUCGAUCUAGUGGCCGGCAAGGUGGCCGGUCAGGUGGCCGGCAGAGUGGUGGUCGGUCACGGAGUCGACAAGAUAACAGGAGGCGUGGAGGUGGAAACAGAUCAAGAAGUCGGGGCAAGAAACGAAGUUCCAACAGUUAAUUCUGCCAAUAUAAGUUAGUUAAUCAGGUCAAAUCAUGUUUAUUGUCCACCUCAAAUUGGGUUUUAGCUGGGGGUGGGGGGUGGGGGGAUGUUUGUUAUUUGCAAAAGCACUUGGUCAUAUUUUUCAAAAAAAAAUUACAACCAUUCAUGUGAAAACAAAUCGACUUAUACAGUUAUACCUUUGAAUAAAAAACUUUUAUCGUCUCUUUUCA
Messenger RNA from Sarcophilus harrisii (Tasmanian devil), 2558 nucleotides. RefSeq names its product DExD-box helicase 50 (gene DDX50). NCBI's taxonomy places the organism in Eukaryota, Metazoa, Chordata, Mammalia, Dasyuromorphia, Dasyuridae. The record is from RefSeq and is a predicted model, not a curated record. The coding region runs from base 118 to 2346 and encodes 742 amino acids. Gene Ontology annotation, molecular function: RNA binding; ATP binding; RNA helicase activity. The transcript has 15 exons.